AGAUCUUCAGCACAGCUGAACUUCACUGGUGUACCACAGAGGGCACAUCUUCACAUAAUACCAACUAACUUUACAGUGCACUUGUCUUCCUUAAAGCUGUAAGAUAUGGCUUCUUUUGAAGAAUCCUAUGUGAUUCCUUUGGAAAAAUGUAUUCUGAGCAACCAGGAGCAGAUUGAAGAGGUAGCAAGGUUCUUGGGGCAAAUAUGUGAGAAAGUGGCAGGCAUUGUAGGCAAUUUCAGUCCCUUGUUUAAGUAUAUUUUUCUGACAUCCGCAAAGUUUCUUAAAGAUCAAAACAGUGAAGAGGAAAAGCGUUUGUUUCAUCAUAUGCAACAAGUCGAACAAAAGUUGAAUCAGAUCUAUGAUGAAUUUGAUAAGAUGGAACGCAUGGAGAUGCGAUCAUUAUUGAACAGCCAGUACUUUAAGUAUGAAACACAUAUAAAGUUCCAAUAUAAAAUGUAUAACAAAAUGUUUACAGCUGAAACAAACAAAGAGCAAAAUAUAAAAAAUUUCAUCACCAUGUUUGAGAAUGCUGAUGGUGAACAGAACCUUAUUGGCUUAUAUGACCAAAUCACUGAAAAGAACUUGUCUGGAAGAGCAAUGCUGGAUGAGAUUGUGCGAACUGAGCAGCGGAGCAGGAGGGCGGUGGAGGAAUUCUGUUCUCAACUGAAGAAGCUCUUUGUGUUUGGGAUCAUAGCACUGAUUGGCUACACGGCAGUAAAGAAAGGUGAUGUGGAAGAGGAUAUGGUGACAUACAAAAUCGUGAAGCAAUGGGAAACACGCAUGGAGGACAUGCAGAUGCGCAUGAAGGCAGCAGUGGAUGAAUGUGUGAACAACUUUUCUACACAAGCCAAGAUGGAUGUAGAGAUGAAGCUCAAGGGGUGUAAUAGACAAGUAGACUCUGAAUUUGCUAAAUCCAUACUGAAUGACCUUGUCGAGAAGUAUGACUGGGUCUCUUGGUCAGUUAGGGUGUAUACUGAUGGAAUUAAAUUCCGGAACUGUGGAUUGUGUGGAAUGCUGUGUAACAUGUUGCAUAGAAAGCAAUGUCAUGUAAGUGGUCCAAAAGAAAAUUAUUUUGAUUUUGGUCCAUGUGAUAAAAAUAUAAAAAUCUUGGUAUCUUUCACCGCAAACCCCAAAUCACUGAACAAGGAUCAGAUAAAAGAUCAAACAGAGAAAGAGAAAAGUGAUGUGCAGUCCGUGGCUGAAUCUCUGCACAGAAAGUUUUCUGGCUGCCUUGUACACACUGUCAGAAGAUCAAACAAAAUUAAGGAAGCCAACAAUUUCAACUCUGACAACUUUUACAUUGGAUCUCAUGGAACAGUGUACAUUUAUAUGCAUUCGGAAUAAUAAACAUUUGAUCAGACCAAAUGGCAAACUUGUCAUUUUCUGAUCCAAACAGUAAGCACUAUACAAUCAUUCUGUAGGUAUGGUAGCUAUUUGCUGUUUAUUCUCUGUAAGCUGUAAAAUCACAUAUUUGACUUCCUUAUAUGUACGUAUGUAUUUACUAAGAAAAUGUUUAAUCGAGGGGAAUAUGUAUGCAGUGUAUAUAUCUGAACAUGUUUUUUGGAUCACAUUUAAUCAAAAUAUUGUUUAUAAAAGUCAUUUAUAGCAUGUGUUGUUGUUAUGAUUAACAAAAACUCUACAUAACUGUUGCUAAACAAUGUUUGCUAAGCCAUGAUGUUUCAUUUAUAUGCUUUGUCAUUCAUCAGAAUAAAAAAGACAUCCAUGU
Messenger RNA from Silurus meridionalis, 1726 nucleotides. RefSeq lists its product as uncharacterized. The coding region runs from base 106 to 1344 and encodes 412 amino acids. The record is from RefSeq and is a predicted model, not a curated record. The transcript is spliced from 2 exons. Lineage: Eukaryota; Metazoa; Chordata; Actinopteri; Siluriformes; Siluridae.